CGCGAGCAGCCUGGCGGUUUGCCUCUUCCUCGCCCGUCCUCUAGACCGCGUCCAUGGCCACCGCCGCGACCGAGGAGCCCUUCCCUUUCCACGGUCUUCUCCCGAAGAAGGAGACCGGGGCCGCCUCCUUCCUGUGCCGCUACCCGGAGUAUGACGGGCGCGGGGUGCUCAUCGCCGUCCUGGACACGGGGGUCGAUCCCGGGGCUCCAGGCAUGCAGGUUACAACUGAUGGAAAACCAAAAAUCAUUGACAUCAUUGACACCACAGGAAGUGGUGAUGUUAAUACUGCUACAGAAGUAGAGCCAAAGGAUGGGGAAGUUAUUGGUCUUUCUGGACGAGUGCUUAAGAUUCCUGCAAGCUGGACAAAUCCUUCAGGAAAAUAUCAUAUUGGCAUUAAAAAUGGCUAUGACUUCUAUCCAAAGGCUCUCAAGGAAAGAAUACAGAAAGAACGGAAGGAAAAAAUCUGGGAUCCUGUUCACAGAGUUGCGCUUGCAGAAGCUUGUAGGAAACAAGAAGAAUUUGAUAUUGCCAACAAUGGCUCUUCCCAAGGCAAUAAGCUAAUCAAGGAAGAGCUGCAAAGUCAAGUGGAAUUACUCAAUUCUUUUGAGAAAAAGUACAGUGAUCCAGGCCCUGUGUACGACUGCUUGGUGUGGCAUGAUGGUGAGACCUGGAGAGCCUGUGUUGAUUCGAAUGAAAAUGGAGACUUGAGUAAAUGUACUGUAUUGAGAAACUACAAAGAGGCCCAAGAAUACGGCUCUUUUGGCACAGCCGAGAUGUUGAAUUAUUCUGUCAAUAUUUAUGAUGACGGAAACCUGCUCUCCAUUGUGACCAGUGGAGGAGCUCAUGGAACCCAUGUAGCAAGUAUCGCCGCUGGGCAUUUUCCAGAGGAGCCUGAACGGAAUGGAGUUGCUCCUGGUGCUCAAAUUCUGUCUAUUAAGAUUGGUGAUACAAGGCUAAGCACAAUGGAAACAGGCACAGGCCUCAUCAGAGCUAUGAUAGAAGUUAUAAAUCAUAAGUGUGAUCUUGUCAACUACAGCUAUGGAGAAGCAACUCAUUGGCCAAAUUCUGGGAGAAUCUGUGAAGUAAUUAAUGAAGCAGUCUGGAAACAUAAUACAAUUUAUGUUUCGAGUGCUGGAAAUAAUGGUCCAUGUCUUUCUACAGUGGGUUGUCCAGGUGGAACUACGUCCAGUGUGAUAGGUGUUGGGGCUUAUGUUUCUCCUGAUAUGAUGGUUGCAGAGUAUUCGCUGAGAGAGAAAUUACCUGCAAAUCAGUACACGUGGUCUUCUCGAGGCCCAAGUGCUGACGGGGCCCUCGGUGUGAGCAUCAGUGCACCAGGAGGAGCCAUUGCGUCUGUGCCCAACUGGACGUUGAGGGGCACUCAGCUCAUGAACGGGACGUCAAUGUCCUCCCCCAAUGCCUGUGGGGGCAUUGCCCUGGUGCUUUCAGGUCUGAAAGCAAAUAAUGUUGACUAUACUGUUCACUCAGUCAGAAGAGCUCUAGAAAAUACUGCAGUAAAAGCUGAGAAUAUAGAAGUAUUUGCCCAAGGACAUGGAAUUAUUCAGGUUGACAAAGCCUAUGACUACCUCAUUCAGAAUACAUCUUUUGCUAACAGAUUAGGUUUUACAGUUACGGUUGGAAAUAACCGUGGCAUCUACCUCCGAGAUCCUGUUCAGGUGGCUGCUCCUUCAGAUCAUGGUGUUGGCAUUGAGCCUGUAUUUCCAGAGAACACAGAAAACUCUGAAAAAAUAUCCCUUCAGCUUCAUUUAGCUUUAACUUCAAAUUCGUCUUGGGUUCAGUGCCCCAGCCAUUUGGAACUCAUGAAUCAGUGUCGGCACAUAAAUAUACGUGUGGAUCCCAGGGGUUUAAGAGAAGGGUUGCAUUAUACAGAGGUAUGUGGCUAUGACAUAGCAUCCCCUAAUGCAGGUCCUCUAUUCAGAGUUCCAAUCACUGCAGUUAUAGCAGCAAAAGUAAAUGAGUCAUCUCAUUAUGAUCUAGCCUUUACAGAUGUACAUUUUAAACCUGGUCAGAUUCGAAGACAUUUUAUUGAGGUUCCUGAGGGUGCAACCUGGGCUGAAGUUACUGUGUGUUCAUGCUCUUCUGAGGUGUCCGCAAAGUUUGUUCUCCAUGCAGUACAGCUUGUGAAGCAGAGAGCGUAUCGAAGUCAUGAAUUUUAUAAGUUCUGUUCCCUUCCAGAAAAAGGAACACUGAUUGAAGCCUUUCCUGUCCUGGGUGGAAAAGCAAUUGAAUUUUGUAUUGCUCGUUGGUGGGCAAGUCUUAGUGAUGUCAAUAUUGAUUAUACCAUAUCAUUCCAUGGAAUAGUGUGUACUGCGCCACAGUUAAACAUUCAUGCAUCUGAAGGAAUCAAUCGUUUCGAUGUUCAGUCCUCCUUAAAGUAUGAAGAUCUAGCUCCUUGCAUUACUUUGAAGAGCUGGGUCCAAACACUGCGCCCAGUAAUUGCAAAAACCAGACCUUUAGGAUCCAGAGAUGUUUUGCCAAAUAAUCGCCAACUUUAUGAGAUGGUUCUGACAUAUACCUUUCAUCAGCCUAAGAGUGGAGAAGUAACACCUAGUUGUCCACUUCUUUGUGAAUUGUUAUAUGAGUCAGAAUUUGACAGCCAGCUCUGGAUUAUUUUUGACCAGAACAAAAGACAAAUGGGCUCAGGCGACGCCUAUCCACAUCAGUAUUCUUUGAAACUGGAGAAAGGAGAUUAUACAAUUCGACUACAGAUUCGUCAUGAGCAAAUCAGUGAUUUGGAUCGUCUUAAAGAUCUUCCGUUUAUUGUUUCUCAUAGGUUGUCUAAUACUUUGAGCUUAGAUAUUCAUGAAAAUCAUAGCCUUGCACUUCUAGGAAAGAAGAAAUCAAGCAGUUUGACGUUACCACCUAAAUAUAACCAGCCAUUCUUUGUUACUUCCUUACCUGACGAUAAAAUACCUAAGGGGGCAGGACCCGGAUGCUACCUUGCAGGCUCCUUGACACUGUCAAAGACUGAGCUUGGGAAGAAAGCUGGGCAGUCUGCAGCAAAACGACAAGGAAAAUUUAAAAAGGAUGUGAUCCCUGUGCACUACUAUCUAAUCCCUCCACCAACAAAGACGAAGAAUGGCAGCAAAGACAAAGAAAAGGACUCAGAGAAGGAGAAAGAUCUGAAAGAAGAGUUCACUGAAGCAUUGCGAGAUCUUAAAAUUCAGUGGAUGACAAAGCUUGAUUCUAGUGACAUUUACAAUGAAUUGAAAGAAACAUACCCUGCUUACCUUCCUCUGUAUGUUGCACGGCUUCACCAAUUGGAUGCUGAAAAGGAGCGAAUGAAAAGGCUUAAUGAAAUCGUUGAUGCUGCCAAUGCUGUUAUUUCUCACAUCGAUCAAACUGCCCUCGCAGUUUACAUUGCAAUGAAGACUGACCCCAGGCCUGAUGCAGCUACUAUAAAAAAUGAUAUGGACAAGCAGAAAUCCACACUGGUAGAUGCCCUGUGCAGGAAAGGGUGUGCUCUGGCAGACCACCUGCUUCACGCACAGCCUCAUGAUGGGGCGGCAGCCGGAGAUGCAGAAGCAAAGGAAGAGGAGGGAGAAAGUACCUUGGACUCUCUGUCAGAAACCUUUUGGGAAACUACAAAGUGGACGGAUCUUUUUGACACCAAGGUUUUAACAUUUGCAUACAAGCAUGCAUUAGUGAAUAAGAUGUAUGGGAGAGGCCUUAAGUUUGCAACUAAACUUGUAGAAGAAAAACCAACAAAAGAAAACUGGAAAAAUUGUAUUCAACUAAUGAAGUUACUUGGAUGGACCCAUUGUGCAUCUUUUACUGAAAACUGGCUUCCCAUCAUGUAUCCUCCUGAUUAUUGUGUAUUCUAAAUAAGAACCAAGACUUUAAAUUUCCAAAAAAGAAAAUUUUAUAGUGAACAAAUGUGUGGCAUUUUUAGUCUAACUAAUGCAUGUUUUCAUCCACUAUCCAAUACUGAUCAUUAAAACUAUGUGUAUUUAUCAGCGAA
Arvicola amphibius (Eurasian water vole) is the source of this 3979-nucleotide messenger RNA. RefSeq names its product tripeptidyl peptidase 2 (gene Tpp2). The transcript has 30 exons. NCBI's taxonomy places the organism in Eukaryota, Metazoa, Chordata, Mammalia, Rodentia, Cricetidae. The record is from RefSeq and is a predicted model, not a curated record. Gene Ontology annotation, molecular function: tripeptidyl-peptidase activity; serine-type endopeptidase activity. The coding region runs from base 54 to 3842 and encodes 1262 amino acids. Gene Ontology annotation, cellular component: cytosol. Gene Ontology annotation, biological process: proteolysis.